UGUUGAUUUUUUUAGUUUUUAUUUUAUUUUCUUUCUUUCAAAGGGUAAUGCCAAUUUCACUACUUACAAAAGAACAUUAUUAUAAAUUUUAUGAAGUUUUAUUUCAAUUUCUUUUUUCUAAAAGAGUAACAACAAAGCCGGCAAUUCAUUAUUUUUUGAAAAUUUUGGUAUUUAAAAAAAUAUUUUUGUCCUUUCUUCUUUAAUGAUAAUACUAACGAAAAAAAUGCAAUUACUGUAAGAAAACUUCCUUUUUGUGAAAACUCAGCUACUACUAUUGUAUUCUUAUUCUUUCAUAUUAUAACAAUGUGCAAUUUCUGUGUAAAAUCUGGGAACACAUGCAUGCACCUUCCCCCAAGAAGAUGUGGAUGCCGAUACACGUUCUCAUGUUAGAAAAACAAGUCUCAUGCAUUGGUGCAUGCAUGCAUGCAUUCCCUAUCUGAAUGCCGUCUGUCCAGCUCUCCAUCCAUCAAUUAAUUCGUAGACACGCCUCACGAGCCAGUGGGAAAGCACACCGGAAAUCGAAACGCGCCGUCGGAGUUUGCAUGCCACCGGAGGAGUAAUGUGGACUGUUGGGUUCUUCACUCGGCCUGGCCUCCAUAUAAUCUCAAGCAUCUUUUAUGCGUGCGAUCUUUGACCCUGAAGCAAGUUAAGUCAGAGGAGAAAAUGGGUCAUGGCAGCAGCGGCGACGGUGGCGGCGGAGGAGACGGAGCUCUGGCCGUGGUGCCCGUGGAAGCCAAGCCGCAGCCGCAGAUGCAGCGACAGACCGCCCUCGACGUGCCGCCCUUCCUCAUCUUCGAAAAGUGCAGGGCGCCGGAGCUCUUGGAGUGCCAUGCCUGCCACCUCCCCCUCAAACCGCUUAUCUUCUCGUGCGACGACGGGCAUCUGAUGUGCUCGUCCUGCCGCGGCGCGCACGGCGAGGACUGCGGCCGCGUCGCCGCCCCCUGCCGCCUGGCAGACGCCUACGCCGGCGCCGUCAAGCUGCCGUGCGACUACGUCAAGUUCGGCUGCGAGGCGGGGCUCGUCGUCUACCACGACUCCGUGGACCACCGCCGCGCGUGCCAGCACGCGCCCUGCUGCUGCCCUGAGCGCGACGGGCCCUGGGGCGGCGGUGGCUGCGACUUCACCGGCUCCCGGGAAAUGCUCCUCGAGCACAUCUCCACGAACCACUCCCGCCAGGUCAUCCUCAUGCGCCACGGCCAGACGGGGAGGCUCAGCCUGCCACUGGCACGGCGCUGGCAGGUCCUCGUCGACCAGGACGACAUGGCCAACCGGCAUCGGAGCGUGUUCCUCGUGAUCUUGGCCGAGCGCGACAAGGACGCCGCGGUGUCGCUGGUGUGCGUCAGGGCGGACGGCGACGCACCGGGCGCGCCGCAGUUCUCGUACAAGCUCGCUGUGGAGCACACCGGCAGUGGCGCGAGAGUGACGUUCGAGUUGCCGGUCAUGAAAAGCAGCUCCCUGCCCGCUGGCACGCCAUGGCCGGACGAGUUUACCUCCCUGUCGGUGCCGAAAGCGUAUCUGUCUGACGACAUUGUCCCCCUCAACAUCCACAUUGACAAACACGUCGCUCCUCCUCCCCCUCCUGCUGACGCCCCUACUAGUCCUCCUCUUCCUCCUCCUCCUCCUCUUCCUCCUGCUGCCUCGGCUACCACGGCCGUCAAGUCCGCGCCUAUUGAUCAAGGCAGCAAGAAACGAAAAUCUACCAAUCCGAAGAAACUCUAGUCAAACCACAUGCAUGACCGACUAGUAUGCCAUGGCAGCUAGCUAUAUUUGCCACAUGUGAAAUAGAUCGUUUUUAUAUCUAAGUUCGGUUUUUGUUAAUCACAAAUAAGGCUACUUCAUGUGCUCCCUUUGCUAUUGCGUGGUGCACAUCCUGGCGUUACUGGUUCUAAUAUGAACUUGAUGGGACAUAUGAAUGAAAUCAAUAUUUUGGUGGGCCACUAAAAUUAUGGCACUUGAUGAAUAAUAUAUCAGUACAAAAAUGCAGGCUUGUAAAA
Triticum aestivum (bread wheat) is the source of this 1994-nucleotide messenger RNA. Its product is annotated as putative E3 ubiquitin-protein ligase SINA-like 6. The record is from RefSeq and is a predicted model, not a curated record. NCBI's taxonomy places the organism in Eukaryota, Viridiplantae, Streptophyta, Magnoliopsida, Poales, Poaceae. Bases 664 to 1719 code for a protein of 351 amino acids. The transcript has 2 exons. Gene Ontology annotation, molecular function: zinc ion binding.